Labrus bergylta (ballan wrasse) is the source of this 1819-nucleotide messenger RNA. RefSeq names its product glucose-induced degradation protein 4 homolog. Gene Ontology annotation, cellular component: GID complex. Lineage: Eukaryota; Metazoa; Chordata; Actinopteri; Labriformes; Labridae. Gene Ontology annotation, biological process: proteasome-mediated ubiquitin-dependent protein catabolic process; negative regulation of gluconeogenesis; protein targeting to vacuole. The record is from RefSeq and is a predicted model, not a curated record.
UCUGCUGGCUACAGUGCCGCGUCGAAGUCCACUUACUUUUCUGGGAGCUUGCUGCUGCCCGCCCCGGUAAACUAAACUGUGGAAGAAUCGGGGGGGAUUUGAAUGUUGGUGGACGUCUUCGGUGUUGCUCAACCUCUCCGUAAACGCUGACAGAGUCCGUCGCUCGGACGGCCAUCGCCCGUGGACGGUGCUUUCCAGCGUAGCGGGAGCCAUGCCUGUCCCCGCUGGAUACCUCAGCGACACCCCCACCGCGGCCUUUUCAUCCUCGGCCUCGCUUAUCCCACCGCCGCCGAUAAACACCCAACAGCCGGGAGUUGUCACGUCGCUUCUGUACAGCGGCUCCAAGUUCAGGGGCCACCAGAAGAGCAAAGGGAACUCAUACGACGUGGAGGUUGUUUUGCAGCAUGUCACCAUGGAGGACUCCUACCUGUGUGGCUACCUGAAGAUAAAGGGACUGACUGAGGAAUACCCAACACUCACCACGUUCUUUGCUGGAGAGAUCAUCAGCAGAAAGCGGCCAUUUCUCACCCGAAAAUGGGAUGCAGAUGAGGAUGUUGAUCGUAAACACUGGGGCAAGUUCCAGGCCUUCUACCAGUAUGCCAAGUCAUUCAACUCGGAUGAUUUUGACUACGAGCAUUUGAAGAACUCUGACUAUAUAUUCAUGAGGUGGAAGGAGCAGUUUCUGGUCCCUGACCACACAAUCAAAGACAUCAGCGGAGCUUCCUUUGCUGGAUUCUACUACAUCUGCUUCCAGAAAUCCACAGCAACCAUCGAGGGCUACUACUACCACAGGAGCUCUGAAUGGUACCAGUCUCUAAACCUCACCCACGUCCCUGAGCACAGUGCAGCCAUCUAUGAGUUCCGGUGACAUCAGCCAGCAUCGUGGAUCUUUUUUUUGAAAAUGAUGGACAGAGACUUUAUGUGAAGCCAAGGUCUGCAGAUGCUACUGAGGAGAAUGACUAGGGGAUGAGACUUUUUUUUUUUUUUUUGCUAUUGGAGACGUACAAACUCCUACAUGCUCCCAAUAAGUGGAUGGACAGCUGGUUGACUUGUGGACGGGAUACAGGACUACUAAUGAAUGUAUGGAAAGGAUGAGCGAAGAGAAGAAAGAAAUGGAGUUCAGCUCCUGCUCCGUGGAUGCAGCGUGUAAAGCUAGAACCUGCAGCAGAGACUGGGUGUGGCUCUCUUAGUGUACCCCAUGUCUCUAUGUUUUAAUAUCUGGUUUGAAAAACAAUAUGCUUUGCACAGCAUUUUUGAGACAUUUUAUGAGCCAAGUUUUUUUUUUCCCUCCAAUUUUCCAGCUUUUAUUAUUCAGCUGAUGUGCAGUGAGUAAAAUGAACAAGAGAGGCUGCUGUUUGACAAGGAUUCCUGUGAGGAGUCUGCUCUCAUGAAACACUAAAGAAGGAGUCUGUGUGGAAGAAAAGACGGCGACAAGUUUGACUGCAUGGAGCUUUAAUCAGCCCAUAAGCUACAGCGACAGUAUUUUUCUAAAGCUUAGCUGGUUCCUCCGUUUCAUGCCAUGAGGAUAUUUUACUUUAACCAGAAUGAUCGCAGCAAAGGGGCAGUUUUAAAGGCUGCAACGCGAGCGACACAAAAAGAGCUGUUCCCUUGUGUUCAUAAAACAUGCUUGGGAGAUUAUAUCACUUGUGAUUGCCGUGGAUGUUCUAUUGAGUUACAUUUGCACAAAGAUGGACUAUACAAUACUAGUGCUAGUACACAAGCAUCGAGAUGGCAGGUCAAGCUACUUUUUAAAAGUGUGUGUGUGUGUGUGUGUGUGUGUGUGUGUGUGUGUGUGUGUGUGUGUGUGUGUGUGUGUGUG